CAGAGACAGGGACAGAGUUCGUCUUCAGCCGUGAGAUUCAUCCGUUCAUCAUCCAUCAGUCCAGAUGAGUGAACAGCCUCCUCCGUACCGUCCUCAUUUCCCUGAGGGACCCUCGGGCCCCGGCUACCCCCCAGCUCUCAGCUCUCAGCCUGCCGCUUUCCCUGGCUCAUCAUACCAGACCUUCCCUCAGACCUACGCAGGUGGAGGAGACCACUCUUACUACCACGGGUCCCCAGGGCCAUCUGUACCACCAGGACCGAUGGGGCCCCCGAGCGCUUACAUGACUCAACCUGGGUACCAGGGAUACCAGAGCGGGCCCCCUGGGGCCCCCUGCCACUGGGAUAGCUCGAGGCCGUACGGAGAGCCACCUAAACACACAGUGUUCGUGGUGGAGCAGCAGGAUCAGGGUGGUGGAGCUGAGGAGUCGUGUCUCGCAGCCUGUUCAGCCGCUCUGUGCUGCUGCUGCCUCUGGGACAUGAUGACCUCUCACUUCUGCUGACCUUUCAACUCUGACCUUCAUGAAUCUCCCAUCAUGCAGCAGGGGCGUCGUGAGGACACCAGCACUGGGAAACUAGGAUGAUUUAAAUCAUGGUUCAUGUAACAAUAGAACUGAUCUGAGUCUGUUGGUGCCCCCUGGUGGCCACUCGUACUACUGCAACAUAAAAUCUGUGGUUCAAAAGGCAUUUUCCUGGCAGCCCCCGCUGCGAGAGCGGCGUCUGUAAAACUCCUCUGACAGCAGAUAACACGCAUUC
Molecule: messenger RNA, 752 nt
Organism: Toxotes jaculatrix (banded archerfish)
Lineage: Eukaryota; Metazoa; Chordata; Actinopteri; Toxotidae
Product: cysteine-rich and transmembrane domain-containing protein 1-like
Exons: 5
Coding region: 65-499 (144 amino acids)
Cellular component (GO): extracellular exosome
Source: RefSeq, a predicted model, not a curated record